CUUGUUUAUUCAGCAGUAGUUCUCUCAGAGAACAAAGAGAGAGAGAGAUAGCGAGCAGAGAGGACAUGGGUAUCGGUCCCAAAGCUACUUUCAUGGAGUACUCUCUGGUUUGGCCUGUGUUUGUUUUGUGCAUUUUGUCACAGAUUGCAUGUGCUCAGGCGUCCACUGGCAACACCCGGUACUACCUGUUUCGUAUACAACUGAAAAACAUAACGCGGCUUUGCCAGACAAAGCCAGUCGUUACCAUCAACGGGCAAUUUCCAGGGCCCAAGAUUGUUGCCCGUGAAGGGGACCGACUUAUUGUGAAGGUGAUCAAUCAUGUGAGCAACAAUGUCACCAUACACUGGCACGGAGUUCGGCAGCUCAACAGUGCAUGGGCAGACGGCCCUGCUUACGUAACGCAGUGUCCAAUUCAAACGGGACAAACUUAUGUGUACAACUUCACAAUCACAGGACAGAGAGGGACACUCUUCUAUCACGCCCAUGACUCUUGGAUGAGGGCUACCAUUUAUGGGCCAUUGGUCAUCCUCCCCAUGCAUAACACGUCCUACCCUUUCCCUAAACCCCACAAAGAAGUUCCCAUUGUCUUUGGGGAAUGGUUUAAUGCGGAUCCAGAAGCGGUGAUAGCUCAGGCUUUAAGGACUGGUGGAGGUCCUAAUGUGUCUGAUUCUUACACUAUUAAUGGCCUUCCAGGAAUGCUUUACAAUUGCUCAUCUAAAGAUACUUUCAAGCUAAGCGUCACUCCCGGCAAGACGUACCUGCUUCGCCUGAUCAAUGCUGCACUCAAUGACGAGCUGUUCUUUAGCAUUGCCAACCACACUCUUACGGUGGUAGAAGCUGAUGCCAUCUACACAAAGCCCUUCAAAACUGAGGUUGUGGUCAUAACACCAGGCCAAACCACCAACGUCCUCCUUCAUGCCAAGACAUGUUACACCCCUGUCCCAAACAGCACCUUCCUUAUGGCUGCAAGACCGUAUGCUACUGGUCAAGGAACAUUUGACAACUCUACAACAGUUGGCCUCCUGCAAUACAAAGUCAAACAAGGCCGCCAUUACUUUCCUCCUACUCCCAAGACCUCACUCAUCAUGCCUACCCUUCCUGCUUUAAACGACAGCAGUUUUGCCAUGAAUUUUAGUAGGAAGUUUCGAAGCUUAGCAAGUGGAAGGUUUCCGGCAAACGUUCCUGAAACAGUCGACAGACACUUCUUCUUCACUGUGGGACUGGGGACUCUUCCUUGUCCUAAGAACCAAACGUGCCAAGGCCCAAACGGGACAAGGUUUUCUGCCUCCGUGAACAAUGUCUCCUUCGUUCUUCCUACUACUGCACUCCUUCAAUCCCACUUUUUUGGUCAAUCUAAUGGGGUUUACUCUACCGACUUUCCUAGCCAACCUCUUAUUCCCUUCAACUACACUGGCACUCCACCAAACAAUACUCGAGUGAUCAACGAUACCAAGGUGGUGGUUCUGAAAUACAACACGAGUGUGCAGUUGGUGAUGCAAGACACCAGCAUUCUGGGGGCGGAGAGCCAUCCCCUCCAUCUUCAUGGCUUCAAUUUCUUUGUGGUGGGACAAGGUUUUGGAAAUUAUGACCCAAAUAAGGACCUCCUCAAUUUCAAUUUGCUGGACCCAAUGGAGCGGAAUACGAUCGGAGUGCCAAGUGGAGGAUGGGUGGCGAUCCGGUUCUUGGCUGACAACCCAGGUGUGUGGUUCAUGCAUUGUCACCUGGAGGUGCACACCAGUUGGGGCCUUAAAAUGGCUUGGGUGGUCUUAGAUGGAGAGAAGCCCAAUCAAAAGCUGCCUCCACCACCAUCUGAUCUUCCAAAGUGUUGACAACAAAUAAGAUGCGGUCAAAUUUGGAACAAGUUUUGUGCACCUCAAUUGGCCAAUUCACCUGAUCUCAAUUUUGGGUUACUGCUUUCAUGUAGCCUUUCUUGUUGGUAUUCACUUGUGCAGUUGUGCGUCGUGUUUUUUUCAAUAUAUGUAUUUCAAUGAUUUCUUGUUUAGUUGUAGAAUAAUUUUUCCUUCUUUAAUUUGUUUUAGGCAGCCUGUGGUUAUAUGAAACAAACGCAGUAACCUUCCAAAGUGUUGACAUUGACAUUAGAUUUCAUCAAAGUUGGCUGCUGGUUUUGUGUUA
Nymphaea colorata (pocket water lily) is the source of this 2133-nucleotide messenger RNA. RefSeq names its product laccase-17-like. NCBI's taxonomy places the organism in Eukaryota, Viridiplantae, Streptophyta, Magnoliopsida, Nymphaeales, Nymphaeaceae. Gene Ontology annotation, cellular component: apoplast. Gene Ontology annotation, biological process: lignin catabolic process. The transcript has 6 exons. The coding region runs from base 66 to 1829 and encodes 587 amino acids. Gene Ontology annotation, molecular function: copper ion binding; hydroquinone:oxygen oxidoreductase activity. The record is from RefSeq and is a predicted model, not a curated record.